CGCUGUAAGCUAUAUUUGAGAUUUCUCCACGUAUCGCGAUAGUCAUUGGUUCGACGUAAAUCAAAGCACAUCAAAAAUGAAUAUUCGUCCUUUUGUGUGCAUUAUCGCGGUAGUCUUAUUCGCUGUUCUUCAUUUUGGAACAUCUGAGGAAGCGAAGAAGUUCAAAUGUUAUGACUGUGACUCGCGGCUGAACGGUAAUUGUGCAAACAACCUAACGUCCAUAAAGCAAACAAAUUGCACACCUAGUGUGAUUUGUAGCAAAUGUGAUUAUGAAUUGUCUAACAAGACUAAGUUCGUCACUCGCGGCUGUGGCUUCUCCUCUGACCUGCAUCCAUCGGCGGAAUUAAAUAACGGAGCUUGUACUUUGUGUACGGGAGACCUCUGUAAUAAUGCUAAUAUGGCAACAAUUAGCAUGACAGCAUUAGGGUGCCUCGCAUCCUUUUGGGCGAUUCGAUCUAUUCUUACAAAUUCUUAUUAAUUUUUUAAUUUGUAACAUCAUUAAACACGCUCUUAUAUUAAAAAAUAUAUUACAUUGAAAGUUG
Cataglyphis hispanica is the source of this 542-nucleotide messenger RNA. RefSeq lists its product as uncharacterized. Bases 77 to 478 code for a protein of 133 amino acids. Lineage: Eukaryota; Metazoa; Arthropoda; Insecta; Hymenoptera; Formicidae. The transcript has 3 exons. The record is from RefSeq and is a predicted model, not a curated record.